Molecule: messenger RNA, 2826 nt
Organism: Cryptotermes secundus
Lineage: Eukaryota; Metazoa; Arthropoda; Insecta; Blattodea; Kalotermitidae
Gene: Aplip1
Product: JNK-interacting protein 1
Exons: 9
Coding region: 17-1546 (509 amino acids)
Biological process (GO): regulation of JNK cascade
Cellular component (GO): cytoplasm
Molecular function (GO): protein binding
Source: RefSeq, a predicted model, not a curated record
GUGGACGAAGAAGUUCAUGGAGUUGCAGCGUCAGGAGACAGCGAGUUGCGUCGCGCAGAGGAUUGUGGGUCGGGUCGAACGAAAUGGUGUUGGUGGCAGUAGCCUGACAAUAAACAUGGCGGACACAGAAUUUGAAGAAUUCCGGCACUAUUUCGAAAGACUGCCACAGCACAUCAAGGCCCCAGCUCAGAGUUACACGCUGGUGCACGAUGUGGUGCUAGACGAUGACUCCUCUACAUCGUCGAAGAGUGACGGAGAGGAGGAAUUAGUCUGCUGCAGCCCCACCAACAGCACCGGCUCCGAGCACCGCCGGGCUUCAGGGGACCUGGACGAUGAGGACGAGGUCACCGCCACAGCUUCAACCGAGACACGAAGUCGACACCCUAGCAGUGGACGAGGCACCCCAGGGUCGGGAGUCUGUCUACCGUUACACAGUGAGGAGCAGGAUGCCGGUGGAAAAGGGGUGCAUCUCUCAAACUGGGUAGAUCAGCACCGACCCGGGCCCGGCGAGAGGCGACGCCGCAAACUACCGGAGAUACCCAAGAAUAAAAAAUCAUCUGUGAUGGCCAUGGUGCAGCCGUCGCUGGCCGACGAGUUGGGAGAACUCAUGGACAAGGGUGACAAUAUUAUGCCUGAAUCUCUGCAAUUCGCACUUGGAGGCCAGACCAGACACCUCUUCAUACUCAAGUGUCAUAGUUACUUGAGAGAUGGAGCCAGUUCCCCGGACUCUGAGCGCUUCCACAGCACGGACGUGGAUUCAGGCAACUCCACAGCUCACUCACCAGACGGACCAAAAUCCAUGUCGCCCCAACUUGGACAUCAGGGGUCCCUGUCUCCGGAAUCCGCGUCGCCGUCGAGCAGUGGCGAAGUGCCCUUCACACAGCUAGAGCUGCUGGAGGCGACGCAUAGAGGGCUCCACAAGUUCGUGCCCCGACAUCACGACGAGAUUGAAGUGGAGAUCGGCGAUCCCAUCUAUGUCCAGAAGGAAGCAGAUGACCUCUGGUGCGAAGGGGUGAACCUGCGAUCGGGGCGUCAGGGCAUCUUCCCAUCAGCGUAUGCUGUCGAUAUGGAUUACAGCGAUUUCGACCCCAGUGCACCGAAGGUAAAGCGGGAGAGAUAUUUGCUGGGGUAUCUGGGUUCCGUGGAGACGCGGUGCCACAAGGGGAACGCCGUUCUGUGCCAGGCCGUCAGGAAGAUAGUAGGGACCUCGGGAGUUCCAAAACACAAGCCCCACUCGUGCAUCCUGGAGGUGUCUGAUCAAGGUCUCAGAAUGGUUGACCGAAGGAAGCCUUCACCCAAGGAUGUACCAUGCCAUGACUACUUCUACUCACUGAAGAACGUAUCAUUCUGCGCGUUUCAUCCCAGAGACCAUCGUUACCUAGGCUUCAUCACUAAGCACCCGCAACUCCAGAGAUUUGCGUGUCAUGUCUUCAUGGGAGCGGAGUCGACGAGGCCCGUCGCAGAAGCUGUCGGGAGGGCUUUCAAACGAUUUUACACGAAAUUCAUUGAGGCAGCAUAUCCUAUUGAGGACAUCUACAUUGAGUAGAAGGGCUUCAUAAACCCUGCCAUGACACCACGGGCCCCAGCCACACCUGCUUCAUCCUCCCUUCUAUUUGUUAGCUUCCAAGGAAACAUCUUUAUGAGUUAACACACUUCAUUGAACAAGACAGGAGCUCCAAGCUGGAUGGUUGUUGUGGUCCAACUUGAAUUCCAAACAGGGAUUUAAUUCUCAGCUGUGAUAAGGGAAUACAGACAUGGAAGUCACAUUGAAUGUGCUUCAGUUAGAAUGCUGGAUGAGAGGGUUGCCGAGCCAAUUCAGUUCUUCCAUUGUCAAGAAACCGACAGCUUACACAGACUUGUGAAAUACUGGCUGAGUCAAUCAGGAAGGUAGAGGGGCAUCUGCCUGACCAGUUUGUUGCCAUUAUGUAACAUAUAUACCAAUGCUACAAAUGGCAGUUUCACCUUUCUCGCUAGACUUAACUCUUGUAAGGGAAUAGUCCGUUUAAAUAUUAUUUAACAAUUUCGUUUCUAGCUCAAGAAUACCAUUUAUCUGUUAAAACAUUAUCAGUUAAUAAUGUUUAGGAAGUCGAUCACUGUUUAUUCUACAAACCACAUGAAACCCAUAAAUGUACCCUAUGGCUGAAAUUCCAGGUUACUUAAGUUAACCUUUACAGGCCAAAUUAUUUCUUCUGAAGUAGACUCAGAAUUUUAAUAAAGUAGGAUAUAUGCUUCCCACAUACAUACUGCAGGAAUGCUUAACUGGAUGAAUGUAUUUCCUACUGGCAAAGACAGUUCAGAAAAACAUGGCAUGAGAUGUACCCACUAUAAAAUGUUUGGAAACUUAAAUAGAAAGUAUAAUUCAUAGUUACAAAAAAAAAAGUUUGAACAAGGUUUCAGAGACAGAGUACCCCAGUCUCCAAAACUUUGCUUUUAAAUAAAAACACAGGGCAAUAGAUAAUGUCCAAAAAAUCAAUAAUUAUAUUAAUAUACCACUAUCACAUAUUAAAUAGAAAGUAUAAUUCAUAGUUACAAAAAAAAAAGUUUGAACAAGGUUUCAGAGACAGAGUACCCCAGUCUCCAAAACUUUGCUUUUAAAUAAAAACACAGGGCAAUAGAUAAUGUCCAAAAAAUCAAUAAUUAUAUUAAUAUACCACUAUCACAUAUUAAAUAGAAAGUAUAAUUCAUAGUUACAAAAAAAAAAGUUUGAACAAGGUUUCAGAGACAGAGUACCCCAGUCUCCAAAACUUUGCUUUUAAAUAAAAACACAGGGCAAUAGAUAAUGUCCAAAAAAUCAAUAAUUAUAUUAAUAUACCACUAUCACAUAUU